AUGGAUGCCAGAAAGUCUUCCGAUGAAUUCGCUGAAGAGAUUGAAGUACGUGUCGAACUCCCUGCAAUCCUUGCCGAGCACCCUGAGUUCUUCACUCCACGCAAUGAACCUUUUCAUGGUGAUCCCGUGGGAGAUGCCCGUCGUGUCGCUUUCCUAGACCUGGUUACGAAAAGAACCAAAGAAGGCAGCAGCACGGUGGACAUAGUAUCCCCACGUGAGACACCAAAGGAAUGGCUUCAGAGGCUCACCACGGUCGACUUUUCAGAUUCUUCUGCUAUCAGCAACCAUGCCUUGGACUUGGUCAUCAACAACGUCGUGGACUUCGAUCUGGUUACCAACGGCGAACCUGCCUUCACUGUAUCACCAUUUCCUGGAGUUCUGACUGUGGACAAUACACCACCAAAGGAAGAGGCGGCCAUUUUCUCUUCGCAUGUUCCCAGCGAUCAUCCAGGCCUUUUUUGUCUUGAGUUUACCAGUAAGACCGGUAUCCUUGCUGUUGGCGACUAUGGCAAGACCCUCAAACCCUCAACAGCUGGUCUGCCCCUUCCAUCUGUCGUACUGCCGAUCGGGCGGCUACAGAGCCGAUAUACGGACAAGGCCGGCAUCUCAUACUCAGUCGAUACUGACUAUGUCCUCGUCGUUGAUGCCAUCGCGGAUGCGCACCCUCUCUGGCUAAUGUUCGAUCGCAAUAUUGGAAGUCUGGAGGAAGACCGGGCCUACAUCAGACCAGAGACAACUAAGCUUGUGUUCAGCAGGACAGAAAAGAAUUUUGAUGCAGCCCAAGUGUUGCCAAGUCUCCAAGAUUGGAUCCAAUCCUAUGGUACCCUCGAUUUCACGCAGAUUCGGGAUUCUUUCCAACAGACCGGGAUCACAGGAGCAAUCAGGGCCAGAAACGUGACUUUCAGUGAUCUUCCUGCAUCCUGGACCAGAGUCACUCCUAUUCACGAGCAUAAGUAG
This is a messenger RNA of Fusarium proliferatum ET1, 957 nucleotides long. RefSeq lists its product as uncharacterized. NCBI's taxonomy places the organism in Eukaryota, Fungi, Ascomycota, Sordariomycetes, Hypocreales, Nectriaceae. Bases 1 to 957 code for a protein of 318 amino acids. The transcript is spliced from 2 exons. The record is from RefSeq and is a predicted model, not a curated record.